GCAAUGUCAUUCAGACCGUCGUCCGUCAGUUCUUUCCUUGCUAAAUCAAAAUCACAAUACAUUUUUAAAAAUGUGAACAACCUCAAGUUUUAAUAUACAGUGUUUAUUAAUAGUCGACUCGAAGAAUUUAACAGAAUAAAAUGAAUAUACACAGCCCCAAUGAACAAGAUUUGCAAUGGAUCGGAAGUUGGAUACCAAGACUAUAAAACUGCCAUUACUCUUACAUCUAUUCUGAGGGCCACUGCCAGUAAUACCCGUUGCCAAAUAUCAAAGAUGAGGUUUGCUUUCGACCCCCAUCAAUCGCAGUCGGAGACGUCUUUUAAAAGCAACAGAUGCUUUUUCAAUUGCCAAUGCCUCUGCUGUCGCCAGGGUUGCUGCGUUGUCGUCGUUAAGUGUUGCUGCUGCUUUAGCUUUAACUGCUGCAUAAGCAAUGGCUCCGGAAAAUCAUUUCUCCAACCGGCUGUAUCGCGCAAGAAAGUUCCUGACCCCGAAAUUUCAGGCGUGUCGAAGCUAGUGGGCGCCAUUUUAGUGCUUGCGCGCUGGGCAACCACUCUCCUAACAAGCUGCAUUCUCCUGGAUAUCUUCUCGGUACUUGGCCAGCCUGGUGUCUCAGAUGUAAACAGGACCAGCAGUAGAGCAGUCCACGUCUCGAUUCCUACGACGCCAAACGAAGCUCCCAGCAGCAAUUCGGACUUAAAGCUGAAGCUACUUUAUGGUUACACUUCGUACGAGAUAAACAACGAUCAGCAGGUGAAGUCCAACAAUCUGUGUAGAAUGCUUUGCAGCAGUCGCAAUCGCAAACGGCAACGAAGAAGACGUCGUCGACGCAGGCGCAGGCGACGCAGGAACAGAAAUGCGGUUAGAGAUAAGCGGCAACAAGUUCAACGCAGUCCACCAAAACACCUUCGGACUAAUCAACGGAUGCAAACUAAUGAGAGCGUCUUUCAACAAGGCCUUAGCGACGCUACAUGCCAAGCUUCAGAGACAAAUUAUAGAGUAGAUUAUGACACAGUGCCAGAAGUAAAGCUGCUGGGUCGGUCAGAAAGAAGCGUUUUAGUGUCACCUCUGAAGGAAAUAAUAUCACCUUGGUCACUAACACAAAGUUCAAUUCGGAACUGCUCAAAGAUUAAACGAAAUAAAGCCAAUCUUAUUUGGCUUCUUAUUGGACUCGUUUGGUUUGAAGUCAAACUAAUAAACUGCAAUGGGAUCAGCAGCGGGAACUACUUUGCUUCUAAUCUAGAGACUCAUAAGGGAUGCACAUUGUGCCAUGAGGAAGGCAAACUCAACAUUUACAACGAUAAAGAUAAUCCACACACAGACUACAACAUCUACAACAAUUACCAUACCAACAAUUACUUCAACAAAAAAACUAGUCAACCGCAUAACAACAUUGCACCGAGCGACCAAGUUCGCUUGGAGUCGAUAAAACGGCAAAUUUUGACGAAACUUGGUCUUAGCCACAAACCCAAUGUAUCUCAUCCCCUACCUAAGCAAUUUAUUUGGGAAACAUUAUAUCGUGCAGAUGGUGAACGGAUAAACAAUGCAUUCGAGAGCAGUGGUAAUGAUUUUAAUCAACAGAACUCCAGACCACGGACGUUAACCCUACCCGAAAUACAUAGGUUCAGUGGCCGGGGCGGAAGGACCUUUCCUAGUAUUCAACAUCAAUUUCGAUCACCGUUCGAUUUCAACUUCAACACAAGUAAAGGGAAUGUAUAUGAACAAGUAUUGAAAAAUCGGUCUGCAGGCCGAAAAAGACAACAUAUACAAAAAGUCGAUGGGAAAAACCUAUUUUUGAAGAGAAGGACAGAAAAACGUCAAUUAAAAAUAAAUUCUCGUAUUGCGUCUAAAUCUACAACACAACAUGAAGGCCACCAUGGCAGUGUUACUCAGAUGUUGAAAAGUGGAGACUCCAAUAAUGUUAAUGGCUUCAGCGACAGACAGAUAAAUGCGAAUGCGUACAGAAAAUCUACAUAUCUAAUAGAUAUAAAUCGUAGUAGUGAUAGUAGCGCCAAUAGUGGCAUAAAUGGUGAGAUCAGGCGCAAUGCUUAUGAAUAUUUUAACGAUUACAGUGUUCAGGCUGAUGAGAAAAGCCAGUACCAUGAAAGUAGCUCAAGCAUUGAAUAUCACCCAAUGGUCCAAAACAUUGAUGAAGAAAAAUCGAAGCGGCAUUACGAAUCAGUUGUUCAUGACCAGGAAAAUAUUGAUCGUGAAGACUUCUUUGGAAAUACUCAGGAAAUAAUUACAUUUGCAGAAGAAGGAACCCAAUAUCGACAAUAUCGAAUACUUGAAUUUUCGCCCCAAAAUCGCCGUGUUCCAAACCAAAAACUCUCCAUUCGCAGCGCCCAGAUUCAUAUACGGAUAGACAAGCCACACAGUUUCUGGAUCGAAAGAGCAAAACAUUUGCAGGAAAAACAUUUGCUAAAUACUAAACGAAAAUGGCGGGCAAAUAAACCUCACCACAGAAUAAAAAUCUGGGUUUUUCAAUUAUCAACAGCGAUAAAUAUUACAGAGAAGGGAAUAGACAAAGCUAUUCUGUUCCGGGCUUCUUUUGAAGUCGACACCAAGCAUUUGGGAUGGCAAAAAUUCGAUUUAACCGAAACGAUCCGAGAGUGGUAUGGGCUUGGCAGUAACGAAAAACUGCGUCUGUUAAUUGAUUGCACUGGCUGCAGUGGUCGAUACUCAUUACACCUUUUUCAAACAUCGAAGCUAAGAGACAACUCAUCAGCAUCAGACAAUUUGAGCCCAUAUCCCAAUCGACCAUUUCUCGUACUUCAUACAGAAUCAGCGAGGACAAGACGAGUUAGGAGACGAGCCGUGGAUUGUGGCGGUGCCUUAAGUGGUCAAUGCUGCAAGGAGUCCUUUUAUGUAUCCUUCAAGGCACUUGGUUGGGAUGAUUGGAUUAUUGCACCCAGGGGAUAUUUUGCGAACUAUUGCAGGGGCGAUUGCACGGGGUCUUUCAGGACACCAGAUACGUUCCAAACAUUCCAUGCCCAUUUUAUAGAAGAGUAUCGGAAAAUGGGCCUCUUAAAUGGAAUGAGACCCUGUUGCGCUCCAAUAAAAUUCUCUAGUAUGUCAUUGAUAUACUAUGGUGAUGAUGGAAUCAUUAAAAGAGACUUGCCAAAAAUGGUUGUUGAUGAGUGCGGUUGCCCUUAGCCUAUCUCGAUAUAUGCCUUGACAUUUUCCAUUUUCCGUCCGGUAGACAUAGUCAUAAAUGUCCUCGGUUAUCUUCAAUGUCAAAAAGAGAGUUUUUAAUAUAAGUAAUUACAUUUUAUUGACUCGAGAUGAAAAUGAUGUGUUAUUGACAUAGAUUAGCCUCAAUUGUAUUUUAUUUUACAUGAUGACAAUAUUUAUAUAUUUACCCUAAAUUGUGAAAGUGCCUAAAUUAAAUCUAAAACUAUAAGAAUCGUGCAACUACAACUAAAAUAUCUUUGAAUAUGGUAAAAACCCGCUUUUAAUAAAUUUACAAUUCCUCAAUGAUAUAUUCACCAAAUAUUUCUACUAU
This is a messenger RNA of Drosophila suzukii, 3502 nucleotides long. RefSeq names its product inhibin subunit beta (gene Actbeta). Lineage: Eukaryota; Metazoa; Arthropoda; Insecta; Diptera; Drosophilidae. Gene Ontology annotation, molecular function: growth factor activity; cytokine activity. Gene Ontology annotation, cellular component: extracellular region. The record is from RefSeq and is a predicted model, not a curated record.